Messenger RNA from Cyanistes caeruleus (blue tit), 2198 nucleotides. RefSeq names its product zona pellucida glycoprotein 4 (gene ZP4). The record is from RefSeq and is a predicted model, not a curated record. Gene Ontology annotation, molecular function: structural constituent of egg coat; acrosin binding. Lineage: Eukaryota; Metazoa; Chordata; Aves; Passeriformes; Paridae. Gene Ontology annotation, cellular component: egg coat. Gene Ontology annotation, biological process: binding of sperm to zona pellucida; prevention of polyspermy.
AUUUAUGGGGGAUCACCAUUGUCUAGGAGUGCAAAGCCUCCUGAGCUCCACGAUUUCUCAGAUUUUAUGUGAAGGGCUAUUUCUGUGCUUUUAUGUCAGCACCCUGUGUCUGGCAUUUGAACCUGUAUAAUCUUUUAAAGAGUAAAAGAGCAUUAUCACUAAGUUUCUUGCACUCAUGCCAUGGAAUGAGCAAUUAGAGCAUAGGGCACAUGUGGAGAAGCAGCCAUAUUUCCUGCAUGUCCCAACCAUGGGAAGAAUUCAGGGUAGGAAAAAAUGUUUGAAGACCUUCCUGGGGCUCCACAGUAUGAAACCAUCUCUUGACAUUAGCUGAACUCUUUCCCUUUGGUUUUCUUCAAAAAGUGCAAGCAGACUCUGCUGGGUUCAGGUGAGGGCAAUGGAAGGUGUUAAACGGCUGGGCUGGGUCCACCUGGACACUUCAGGGAUUUCUGGUUCCACCUGGCUCCACAAUUUAAAAGGUCUAGGCUAAGAGCCUAGUAAGAGAGCAGGAUGGGUGUUGUAGGGCAGUCUAGGGCUGCAUCAGGAGCUAUGCUCUUCUGGGUGUUUCUUUGUCCCCUGGCUUUGGUUCUAGGGGCUCAUGUCAGUGUUUUUUCUGAUCCUACCCUGCUGACUUGUGGCCAAAAAAGCUUACAGCUCACCUUACCUCCAGGCUGGGAAGGGAAUGCUUCAUUUGUGCUGACUACUUGGGAUACUGAAGGGAAGGCACAUGCUCUGCAGAAUGACUCUGGCUGUGGGCUCUUGGUAUCUAGGACUCCAGAUGGCUCCAGGAAAGUAUCAGUCUCUUAUGCUGGCUGUUACGUCUUUGAGUGGGAUCACAAUUACCUUAUACUGGUUGGGCUUGAAAGAACAGAUGCUGCUGGGCAAAAGGUUCUUUAUGAAGAGACGCUGCUCAGGUGCCCUGUGGACCUUCCUGCCCUAGAUGCUCCAAGCAGUAGUGUCUGUUCAGCUGUUCCCAGCCAGGACCGGCUGCCAUGUGCCUCCCUGCCCAUCAGCCAGGGAGACUGUGAAGCACGAGGCUGUUGCUAUGACCCCAGAGACAGCGUGAAGCCUUGCUACUUUGGUAACACAGUGACAGCUCAUUGCACACCAGAUGGCCAGUUUUCCAUAGCUGUUUCUCGAGAUGCAACCCUGCCACCUGUUGCCCUGGACUCAGUGCAACUGGCCAGUGGACACAGUACUGGCUGUGUCCCUGUCCUGACAAACAAUGCCUUUGUUGUGUACCAGUUUCCACUCUCGGCCUGUGGCACUACUUUUCAGAUAACUGGAGACCAGGCCAUAUAUGAGAAUGAGUUGGUGGCAAGCAGGGAUGUGAAGACUGGGAGCCUUGGCUCUGUCACUAGGGAUAGCAUUUUCAGGUUACAUGUCCGAUGUAGUUAUUCCAUCAGUGGGAGCUCUGUUCCCUUGAGUGUUCAGGUCUUUACAUUGCCACCACUCCCUGCUGUGUCCCAGCCAGGUCCACUGUCUUUGGAGCUGUGUGUUGCCUCAGAUGGAAGCUACACUUCCUACUAUACAGACAGUGACUAUCCUGUUCUGAAGACUCUGAGAGAGCCUGUUUAUGCAGAAGUCAAGAUUCUUCAGAGAACAGACCCUGAUCUGAUUUUAGUUCUGCACCACUGCUGGGCCACACCAAGCUCCAACCCCCAGCAACAGCUCCAGUGGCCAAUUUUGGUGGAUGGAUGCCCUUAUGCAGGGGACAAUUAUCAGACACAGCUGAUGCCUCCGAGUUUCACCUCAGGACUACUGUUCCCCUCUCAUUACCAGCGUUUCACCCUCUACACGUUCAGCUUUGUGGACCCCACUGCCCAAGAGAAACUCUCUGGGCUGGUGUACCUGCACUGCAGUGCAUCGGUGUGCCACCAGUCUGUAAAGGAGUCCUGUGUCACCACUUGUCCUUCCAGCGUCAGGGGUAAAAGGAAUGCUGAGCAUCCUUUUCAGGAAGGCACUUCCCACGUCUCUGGCAAAGGCCCUGUGAUUUUCCUCCAGGAUGAGCUAAGACAGGACACAGCCAAGGAUGGCCGCAGAGCGACGGUGCAGGCUACAGCCCCCUGGGCUCUGGGAUUUGCUGCUGUGGCAACUGGGACAGCUCUGUUUGUGGUGCUUGUGGUUUCUGUGCUGUGGCGAAGGAAGGUGUCAGCAACACAUGAAAUCAACUGAUUGCAAUAAAGUGACUGUCAAACCCA